This is a messenger RNA of Carcharodon carcharias (great white shark), 4009 nucleotides long. RefSeq names its product DEAD (Asp-Glu-Ala-Asp) box polypeptide 31 (gene ddx31). The transcript has 20 exons. Bases 352 to 2562 code for a protein of 736 amino acids. Gene Ontology annotation, molecular function: nucleic acid binding; ATP binding; RNA helicase activity. Gene Ontology annotation, cellular component: nucleus. The record is from RefSeq and is a predicted model, not a curated record. NCBI's taxonomy places the organism in Eukaryota, Metazoa, Chordata, Chondrichthyes, Lamniformes, Lamnidae. Gene Ontology annotation, biological process: ribosome biogenesis.
GCUGCCCGACGAUAUUGCCUGAUAUCACUAACCAGAUCGAAUCUUAAACAAUUCAGCUCGAACGACCGGCAAACAACAUUUGUGAGGCAACAAAGUUAUAAAUUACUGAAAAUAACUGGAAGGAGAGAGCCCCCUUGUCUACUUUUUUUGUUAGAACGAGGUUUAUUGCUUUAUGGUUAACAAAUCUUCUUUAUAGUUGUUAGAAACUCUCGGUUUCCAGUCAUUUCUAACCUGUCCCUUGAUGGCCCAUAUGGUGGUUUGAAUGAGGCCCGGCUUCCUCACGUGUGGCUAAAAGCUCCUGGAGUUGGUGAACAGUCGGCAUCAGUUUUAAAUUUGAUUUAAAUUGGAGACAUGGCUGCUGAUGGUGACGGUUUAAUGUUAAAUAUUACCAGCAACCCCCAGGCGCCCGUUUUCGGUAAAGGAAAGGGGAAGAUGUAUCAGCGCAAGGCUUUGAGCGAUGCGGAAAGUUGGCAACAGGCACAGCCCAAUGGAGGGAGUCGUCGAUUACAGGGCAGCUCUAGAGGUGACCCUCCCUCUUUAAAGCAACCAAAUCAAAAAAUUCCUACUACAAAAAGAAAAUACAAGAAUGCCCAGAAACUGUCUUCAGGUGAACGGUUACCCAGCCUGGCUCCAAAGAGAAGGAAAAUCAAGGAAGAUCCAGUGGAAAAAGAAGAGAAGGAAGUGGCUCCUGUGAAAACCUCCUCUUUGUUUAGACACAACCCUGAGAUCCCAAAAAUACCUAGACAGACUAUAAAAACAUUGAAGGAAAAGGUUUUUACAACUAACUCUUUUAAUGAGCUCAAUCUCCAUCCACACCUGGUCUCUACACUCCACAAUGUCCUCAAGCUCUCUAGUAUGACCAGCAUUCAGAAGCAAGCAAUUCCAAUACUGCUUGAUGGGAAGGAUGCUCUGGUACAAUCACAGACUGGCUCAGGCAAAACAUUAGCAUAUGGUGUCCCUCUGGUCCAGUCCUUGCAGUCUGUUCAACCGAAAAUCCAGCGCAGUGAUGGACCAUAUGCUAUAGUCAUCAUUCCAACAAGAGAGCUGGCCCUGCAAAGCUUUGAUACCAUUCAGAAAUUGAUCAAGCCAUUUACAUGGAUUGUGCCAGGAAUGCUGAUGGGAGGAGAGAAACGAAAAUCCGAGAAAGCCAGAUUACGUAAAGGUAUAAAUAUUCUUAUAUCAACUCCAGGGCGAUUAGUGGAUCAUAUAAAGAACACAAAGAAUAUUUGUUUUGCCCGUGUACAAUGGUUUGUUGUUGACGAAGCUGACAGAUUGCUGGACCUGGGUUUUGAGAAAGAUAUCACUGUGAUACUGAAUGCUCUAAAUGCAGCACAUGAGAAAAGGCAAAACGUUCUCCUCUCUGCCACCCUAACAGAUGGAGUGAAUCGUUUAGCUGGGAUCAGUUUAAAAGAGCCAGCCAAUAUAUAUGUCACAGAAACAAACGAGUCGAAACCUGCAUUUGUGACAAAAGGAAUGAAGACGAAGCAAGAAGACAUCAAAGAAGAUUCGGAAUGCUAUUCUAUUCCAGAGCAACUUCAACAGUUUAUGGUGAUGGUUCCCAGCAAACUGCGACUGGUUACGCUUUCAGCAUUCAUACUCCAAAAAUGCAAAUUUGAAAAGAAACAGAAAAUGAUCAUAUUUUUCUCCAGUUGUGAGUCUGUGGAAUUUCACUACACCCUUUUCACAAAUGUCCUUACUCCAUUUUCCGGCAGUAUGGAGUUCAAACAGUUACCUUUCUCAGCUUGUAAGAUGCUGUUUCUGCGAUUGCAUGGGAACAUGGAACAGGAGACACGGAAGCAAGUUUUUCUGGAAUUUUCACAAUCAAAAAUGGGUGUUCUUCUCUGCACAGACGUAGCAGCACGUGGGCUAGACCUGCCAGAAGUCACGUGGAUUGUUCAGUAUAACGCACCGACCUCACCUGCAGAAUAUGUUCAUAGAGUGGGACGAACAGCCCGGAUUGGGUCCUGUGGAAAUAGUCUCCUUUUCCUCACUCCUUCUGAAGCAGAAUAUGCAAAUGUCCUUGUGUCUCACCAUAUCAGUGUCUCUGAAAUGAAAAUGGAGGGUAUACUUUCAACACUUUUGAUGGAGCACUUACCAAGAAAAAAAUCUGGACUCAAGUCAGAUGGUGUUAUUCUGCAAGAAAUAAGGGAAUCAGCAACAACCUUGCAAAAAGAGUAUGAGAACUAUGUCCAUUCAACCAGAGAAACCCUCCUGCAAGCCAAGAAAGCAUUGCAGUCAUUCAUUCGCGCAUAUGCCACAUAUCCAACAAACCUAAAGCAUUUCUUCCAUGUGAAGGCACUUCAUCUUGGACACAUUGCCAAGAGCUUUGGGCUCCGAGAUGCCCCACAGAACCUAAGUACCACAAUAAUGACCUAUCAACAGAAGAAGAAUUUCAAACCAAGGGUAAAAAGGUCUGGCUUGGGUGGACAUCUGUUUACUAGGAGCCAGGUGGCUUCAAUGCUACGGUCUGAAUAUUCACAUGGAUUUAGAGCAAAUUUUUUUAAGGUAAAGAAACAGCGAAAACCCUUAAGAAGUCGCAGACCACAGUCAGAAAACAUCUGAAGCGAGCAACAAACAUCCAGGGACACAUCAUCAAACGUGGUGCUAUUAACCCAGGUCAAGUGACGUCAAAAUGAAGUGAACAGCACUGAAUUGGGUCAAGCAAAUUCCAGAAUCAUCACUGUCCUGAAUCUCAGUCCAGAACCAAAGGGCAGAGAAAACUGCCUGGCAGUGUCUGUUGGAAUUAUUUGUUUUAGGAGAUUUUUAAAAGUUGCUUUAACUUAUUUGCAUGGAGGUGAAGAAAAUGGACUUGAAUUAAAUGGAUUUCAAUUAAAUUCACGUAUGAUGCUUUAUAGCUCUUGGAGCAAGGACAUUUCCAGUCCCCUCCCAAAUCGGAUAUAAACCCAGAUCCUGAAGACAUAACAUUAGUAUUCCAUCAUUUUGAAGUAUUCUGCUUCCUGCACCUGAGAAAAAAAGAUCUAACUGCUAGGGGUACAAACCCAGACACCAAAACUAAGAGGAGCAAUGUUCUACAUCCCCACAAACAGUUCUAAAUCAGACAAGGAAGAUUGAUGUUCAGAAAAGUGGAACAUAAUCACAGGUGCAAUUUUCUGAGUACUGCAGCUGUAGUAAAGAAUAACAAAAUUCACCAUGUCCACUUGCUAAUGAAUAGGUGACUAAUCCAGGAAGCUAACAAGCUGAAUAAUCAGAUCACAAGGUCUUGGGUGUAUCAAAUCUGAUGUAUGCUUUGCAUAGUUUUGAUUUCCUGCACGUUCCAGAACACUCAUGUUGUAGGUCACUGCCUUGUAGUACGAGGGCUUGCAUUGAACAUCAGAUGAUGACUUACACCCAAGGUUUGGACUGUAUUAGUUCCCUACUUGCAAGCCCAGCCGUACAAUAUGUUUCACCUACAUCUGAAUACACCUCAGGAAGUCUGACGACACCUUUGACAAUACUUAUAAACCAGCCUAAAGACCUACCGUAACCUAGAAUACUAUCAAUUAUGUUAACUAAUUGUGGUCUGAAUUCAAAAUGAGCAGAAAGACUAUAUGAAAGGAUGGGAUUGAAAUUUAUUUAAAAUUAAAGGAAUAAACAUUAAUUUUAAAAUAGGAAUUUCAUGGAAUUUUGAUAUCAAAAGACUUUCAUGUUUAAUGCAAUGCCAUAACUUGAUAGUUUUAUUAAAACCAAAAUGUCUUUAAUUGAAGCAAAUAUUAUCAGCAACUAAGACAGUUUAAUAAGAAAUAAAUUGGAAAUAUUUUCAGCUGUUUCAGUUGUUGACCAGUUUUGAACCUUAGUUUUUCAAAGUUCUGUCCUUUUAUGACCUUUUAAUAGUGAUUUUAGUUUUUCUUGGAAGAUUUUCAAACUCAUCUGGACUGUCUGGCUGGGCUGGUGUUCAGUCAUUUCUAAGUUGUAUACAUUAUAUAUUUUUGAAAGCUGUUAGUAUAGUUUUGUAACUCAAAACAAAAAAAAAAAUCUUCAGAUUUUAAUUAUAGGUUAGUUAUAAACCUCA